Messenger RNA from Cyprinodon variegatus (sheepshead minnow), 2911 nucleotides. RefSeq names its product glutamate-cysteine ligase, catalytic subunit (gene gclc). Gene Ontology annotation, molecular function: glutamate-cysteine ligase activity. Gene Ontology annotation, cellular component: glutamate-cysteine ligase complex. NCBI's taxonomy places the organism in Eukaryota, Metazoa, Chordata, Actinopteri, Cyprinodontiformes, Cyprinodontidae. Bases 471 to 2363 code for a protein of 630 amino acids. The record is from RefSeq and is a predicted model, not a curated record. The transcript has 16 exons. Gene Ontology annotation, biological process: glutathione biosynthetic process.
GUUAAACACAACGUAAGACGCGUGCAGCGGCAGUCUGUCUCUGUAAAGCUAGAGUUCAACAGUUCAUCUCGCUGCCAGUCUACCACGGAGCCGCGGAGUAAACUCCGACAGUAAAUAGCUGUCAGCCAAACCGACGCAACUUGUCACCGCCGAGCGGCUCUAGUUAGACCCCGACUAACGCAUUGCUCUGCCGUGCUAACCGGUUAUUAGCCGGGCGAUGAGAAGGGGGCCUGUCUGUUCUUGGAUGUCCAGUUAAGGUUACCCAACAGCGUAACCUGCAUCAACUGCCUCUUCCUGUCAACUACCCGCUUCAUCCAGACGGGACCAGACUGCACCGCUUGUUUGGACUGAGACUUCAUGCUAGAUCCUCGUCCGUUGGACCACCUAGCCUGGUAGCUAACCUUUGGCGAGCAGUUUGCAGUUAAUAAGCAGCCAGCAAGACACCGAGCGGCCGUCUGUCCGUGUGUGCCAUGGGCUUGCUGUCACAAGGAUCACCCCUGAACUGGGAGGAAACAAGGAAGUAUGCGGAUCACAUAAGAAAGCAUGGCAUCAUUCAGUUUCUCAACAUCUACAACAAGGUCAAGGAUCGGCAGAGAGAUGUGUUGAAGUGGGGCGACGAGGUGGAGUACAUGCUGGUGGAGCUGGACCACAACGACGAGAAGGUUCGGCUGGUGCUGAAUGGUGGAGAAGUUUUGGAAACUCUCCAAGAACAGGGAGAAAACGUAAACCCAAAUCAUCCAACACUUUGGAGACCAGAGUACGGGAGCUACAUGAUCGAGGGAACCCCCGGACAGCCGUACGGGGGAACUAUGUCAGAGUUCAACACUGUGGAGGGCAACAUGAGGAAGAGACGCCAAGAGGCUUCGUCUGUUCUAAAGAAGAAUGAGACGCUCUGCACCAUUACUUCCUUUCCCAGGUUAGGUUGUCCAGGUUUCACCAAGCCAGAGUACCGACCCACUCCCGUGGAAAAGGGAGUCUCAAAGUCUUUGUUUUUCCCUGAUGAAGCCAUUAACAGACACCCAAGGUUCAGCACUCUAACCAGAAACAUUCGCCAUCGAAGAGGAGAGAAAGUUGCAAUAAAUAUCCCAAUCUACAGAGAUAAGUGCACACCAUCUCCGUUUGUGGAGCAGUUCCCAGAGGAUGACGGCGAAGCAGCGAGGGCAGCUCUUCCUGACCAUAUCUACAUGGACGCCAUGGGCUUCGGCAUGGGCAACUGCUGCCUGCAGGUGACAUUCCAAGCUUGCAGCAUUGAUGAGGCCAGGUAUCUUUAUGACCAGCUAGCAACAUUCUGCCCCAUUGUGAUGGCGUUGAGUGCGGCCUCACCUUUCUACAGAGGGUAUGUGUCUGAUAUUGAUUGCCGCUGGGGAGUCAUUUCAGCCUCCGUGGAUGAUAGGACCCAAGAGGAGCGUGGACUAAAGCCCCUGAAAAACAACAAGUACCGGAUUUUUAAGUCCAGGUAUGAUUCGAUUGACAGCUACCUGUCUUGCUGUGGCGAGAAAUACAAUGAUAUCGAUUUGACAAUUGACGAGGAGAUCAACAAGCAGCUGCUGGGUGCAGGGAUUGACAAGCUCCUGGCUCAGCACAUUGCUCACCUCUUCAUACGGGACCCGCUCUCCGUCUUUGAGGAGAAAAUACAUUUGGAUGAUGAAAAUGAGUCGGACCACUUUGAGAAUCUCCAAUCCACCAACUGGCAGACGAUGCGGUUUAAACCUCCACCUCCGAACUCCGACAUCGGCUGGAGGGUUGAGUUCAGGCCCAUGGAGGUGCAACUAACGGAUUUUGAAAAUGCUGCAUAUGUGGUUUUUGUCGUCCUGCUCACCAGGGUGAUUUUAUCCUACAAGCUGGAUUUCCUGAUCCCCUUAUCAAAGGUGGAUGAGAACAUGAAGGUGGCACAAAAGAGGAACGCAGUCCAGGAGGGCAUGUUUUAUUUCCGGAAGGACAUGUUUAAAGGCUGUAACCCAGGAUUGGAUUGUGCUUCUGCUGCUCAAAAUGGCGUGGAGACUGAGGGCAGCAAUGAGGAUUACACAUUGAUGAGCAUUGACACAAUCAUAAAUGGAAAGGAAGGAGUUUUUCAGGGGCUUAUCCCAAUCCUAAACUGCUAUCUGGAAAACAUGGAAGUUGACGUUGACACCAGGUGCACGAUUUUGAAUUAUCUGAAGCUCAUCAGGAAGCGUGCAUCAGGGGAGCUGAUGACCAUGGCCAUGUGGAUGAGGGAAUUUGUUGCAAAGCACCCAGAGUACAAGCAAGACAGUGUCAUUACUGACAAGAUCAACUUUGACCUGUUCAAAAAGUGCGACAGGAUUGCAAAAGGUGAAGAGCAGUGCCCCGAGCUUUUUGGUAACCCGGUGAGCCGUGUGAAAUGAGGGGAAAAAUGCUGCAGAGGCACAUUAUUUUACUCCAUUUUCUGUUUCUCAGUCAUACACAAAAUGGAAAGACCAAAUAAAAGAGGUCCAAUUAUAAUAAAAGAUUGCAGCUGCAUGUGUGUGUUGUGAAGAAACACACCUGCAUUACGUGUAUAAAUGCUGUAUGAGAUUUUUAUGAUCACAGAAUUAUUUUAAUAGGACUAUGAAAGGGUUAUGUAAUAGAAAAUCAGAUGUGUAUUUAUUUUUGUCCAAAAGAUUAAUCAUAUCUGUGUGAAAUUGUAAAUGUAGCAGAGAUGUACAGUAGGUUGCUUUUAAUCUUUUGUAAAUACUGAAUAUUUUGCUCUUUAAUUCAUUAACAUUUGUUUUGUUAUUUUUCAUAUUUGUUUAGAAAUUUAACAUUAGGGUUGAUUUUCUUCUUUGCAUUUGGGUUUGCCUUGCUCUGCUGAAUUGGGACCUUGAAGUUAGUAUUGAAUUCAAACGGAUGUGGUGAUGCACUGUUUUCAAUAUGAUGCUCUUUCCAAAUAAACCUGUAAAUCUUUUUGCCAGCU